UUGCAGCGGAACCGCAUGUUGGUUCUAGCAAUAUGGCGUCUAGCGUCCAUAGUAACCGCUUCUUUUUGUUUGAGAAAGUUUGUGUUCUGAUUCGUCAAAGUCUCCGUAUGUCCGGAUAAACCUGCCUGACUGGACUUUGUGCUGUUCACCGUCUUUUUCUGGAUGUUUUUUCCUCUGACUCAUCUCUCGGUAGACUAUAAACACGUUCAAGUUAGCUUAGCAUGCUAGCUGGUUAGCACCGCGACGCUAGUCAGAGUGAGUGUUUGAUGGACAGCAAACUGUGUUUCUGACGGAGUUUGUGUGGAGACAAAGUUUGUGUCUCUUUGUGACAAUGUCUAAAGUCCAAACGGUGAGAGCGCUGGUGGAGCAGCGACUGACUGCGGCUGCUGAAGAGAUAUUUGGGCUGUUUGAAAGAACGAUAGCAGAGUACGAGGAGCAACUUUGUCGUUCAAAAGAGAAGAACGAGCGACAGCAGAAACUACUGGACGCUGUUUUCAACCCUCAGAUUCAGCUACACAGAGCAGAUGUUCAGCAGCUGUCGGUGAGCGAAGAAGAGUUUCCCUCUGAGCAGCAGGAGAGGAGCUGCAGUCUGGACCAAGACCAGGAGGAGCCAGAGCCCCCACACAUUAAAGAGGUACAGGAGGAACCUUGGAGCAGUCAACAGGGAGAGCAGCUUCAGGGGCUGGAGGAGGCUGAUAUCACCAAGUUCACAUUCACUCCUGUCCCUGUGAAGAGUGAAGAAGAUGAAGAGAAACCUCAGUCCUCACAGCUUCAUCAAACACAAACUGAACAGAUGGAAACAGAAGCUGAUGGAGAGGACUGUGGAGGACCAGAACCAGACAGGAACUCUGAUCCAGAUCCACAUUUACAACCUGAGGAGACCAGAGAACCUCAGUCAGGUUUGAACUGUUUGAAAAAAGAUCGGCGCCCAGUCAGAGAUUCCAUAUUUAGUGCUGAUGAGAAACGAUUUAGCUGCUCUGAGAGUGGGAAGAGAUUUGGCUACAAGAGCCAUUUGAAGAGACACAUGAGACUCCACACAGGAGCGAAACCUUUCAGCUGCUCAGUUUGUACGAAAACGUUUACACAGAGUGGAGCUUUAAAGUCACACAUGAGACUCCUCACAGGAGAGAGACCUUUCAGCUGCUCAGUUUGUAAGAAAACUUUUACACAGAGUGGACAUUUAAAGUCACAUAUGAGCUUCCACACAGGAGAGAGACCUUUCAGCUGCUCAGUUUGUAAGAAAACUUUUACACGGAGUGGAAUUUUAAAGUCACACAUGAGACUCCACACAGGAGAGAGACCUUUCAGCUGCUCAGUUUGUACGAAAACGUUUACACAGAGUGGAGCUUUAAAGUCACACAUGAGACUCCACACAGGAGAGAGACCUUUCAGCUGCUCAGUUUGUAAGAAAACUUUUACACAGAGUGGACAUUUAAAGUCACAUAUGAGCUUCCACACAGGAGAGAGACCUUUCAGCUGCUCAGUUUGUAAGAAAACUUUUACACGGAGUGGAAUUUUAAAGUCACACAUGAGAGUCCACACAGGAGAGAGACCUUUCAGCUGCUCAGUUUGUAAGAAAACUUUUACACAGAGUGGACAUUUAAAGUCACAUAUGAGCUUCCACACAGGAGAGAGACCUUUCAGCUGCUCAGUUUGUAAGAAAACUUUUCCACUGAGUGGAACUUUAAAGUCACACAUGAGACUCCACACAGGAGAGAGACCUUUCAGCUGCUCAGUUUGUAAGAAAACUUUUACACGGAGUGGAAUUUUAAAGUCACACAUGAGAGUCCACACAGGAGAGAGACCUUUCAGCUGCUCAGUUUGUAAGAAAACUUUUACACUGAGUGGACAUUUAAAGUCACACAUGAGACUCCACACAGGAGAGAGACCUUUCAGCUGCUCAGUUUGUAAGAAAACUUUCACACAGAGUGGAACGUUAAAGGAACACAUGAGAGUCCACACAGGAGAGAGACCUUUCAGCUGCUCAGUUUGUAAGAAAACUUUUACACUGAGUGGAGCUUUAAAGUCACACAUGAGACUCCACACAGGAGAGAGACCUUUCAGCUGCUCAGUUUGUAAGAAAACUUUUACACGGCGUGGACAUUUAAAGAGACACAUGAGAGUCCACACGUGAGAGAAACCUUUCAUAAAUGUGCUGGCCGCUCGUCCUCAAAGUUUCAUCAAACUGAGGAGAACAAAAGGCAGAGCCUCCAGCCAGCAGCCCACAUGAAGAGAUGCAAACCUCUUUUUCAAUCUUUUUGAAGGACUCGAGAAAUAUUUUCAAGUCUUUUUUUAAAUGCUACAAAGCUUGUAGUAACUUUAUAAAUAUUUAUUCUAUUUGUAUGAAAUGUACUAACAAUCUCAAUAUAAUUAAACAAUACUUUCUUUUCCAUGAUGUGAUAUGAUAUUCGUUUCCUUUUUUUGUUUGUUUUACAAAACAAAAGUUUGCAAACUGAUAUUUUAAUUCAAUAUUUUAAAAAAGUGCAGAGGCCUGUACUACGAAGCAGGAUUUGAGGGUCAGUGAGGUAACCUGAGGUUUAACCCUGGUUAUCAGUAUCUCUGUCUGAACUGACUGUUAACACUGUUGAGAGCAUCAAAGCAAAAAUAAUCUGAAAUUUAAAACAUUCUGGUUUGUUUAACACUUGUUUUAAUAACAUAAUACCAAAUGUGUUCCAUCAGAGAUUUGAUUUUCUUGAAUAUGAAUCUAGAAUGUAGAAGAUUUAAUGAAAGUAAAUCAACCAGUGAGUCAGAAGGUGAGACAGCUUCUGUAUAUUAAUAGAAUAAUUACUGUUCUCUAAUAUUCUGAUUAAAUAUUCUGAUUUAUGUGCAGAUCUAUGUUCUCUCAGGCUGUUUUAUUUAAUGACUUAAUUGUUGUCUGCACAAUAACAAACCUCACAUCUGUGUGUGUGUGUGUGUGUGUGUGUGUGUUGACUGUAUUG
Centropristis striata (black sea bass) is the source of this 2939-nucleotide messenger RNA. RefSeq names its product gastrula zinc finger protein XlCGF57.1-like. Bases 332 to 2134 code for a protein of 600 amino acids. Gene Ontology annotation, biological process: regulation of transcription by RNA polymerase II. The record is from RefSeq and is a predicted model, not a curated record. Gene Ontology annotation, molecular function: RNA polymerase II transcription regulatory region sequence-specific DNA binding; DNA-binding transcription factor activity, RNA polymerase II-specific. Gene Ontology annotation, cellular component: nucleus. The transcript is spliced from 2 exons. Lineage: Eukaryota; Metazoa; Chordata; Actinopteri; Perciformes; Serranidae.